AUGAUAGUUAAUUAUAAUCCUGAUCAUAUUGUACCUCAACACUUACUUCAAAAUCCAUCCUAUGCGCAUUUAAUAAAUGAAAUCAAAUUUCCAUUAUCAAAGGCGUUAAUUGAUCGUUGUUUAUCAAAAUUUAAAUAUGUGAAAUCUAUUACAUGGUACAAUUAUAAUCGUUUACAUGUCGUUCAUUUAAUGAAAUAUUCACCAAAGAUAUUUCGAUUUAUUCCAAGAAAAUUUAAUCUUGUCAAAAUAAUUUAUUUAGCGAAUAGUAGUAUAACAAUUGAUAAUCAACUAUCAAAAUUAGAUCAAUAUUUAAGUGAUCUAUACACACCAAAAAUGAAAAUUGAACAUUUACUAUCAAUUCGUAUUCACAGAGAUUUAAUAUUAAAUGUUAAUGAAACGGAUAUAAAGGAAAUUUUAAUUGAAAAGCUAAUUUUUUUAGAAACAAAUAUCAUUGAAAUACAAAAUUAUAUAAAUGAUAACAGUGAUAAUAGAAAACAAUGA
Molecule: messenger RNA, 501 nt
Organism: Didymodactylos carnosus
Lineage: Eukaryota; Metazoa; Rotifera; Eurotatoria; Philodinida; Philodinidae
Source: the annotation of a GenBank genome assembly